This is a messenger RNA of Zophobas morio, 5402 nucleotides long. RefSeq lists its product as uncharacterized. Lineage: Eukaryota; Metazoa; Arthropoda; Insecta; Coleoptera; Tenebrionidae. The transcript has 9 exons. The record is from RefSeq and is a predicted model, not a curated record. Bases 73 to 5289 code for a protein of 1738 amino acids.
GUUACACCAGUAAUAGAACUCAUAUUUGCGAAAAGUGUUCAAUAAGUUAUUAACCGAAGGCAAGUAAUAGUUAUGGGUAUCAUUUGGAGUUCUUUUUCUGAAUGUUUUGAAGCAAUAUUUUCUCGUGAAGACACUACAAAUUACAAUGCUCAUACUAUAGAAAAUAAUCUAAACCAACUUAUCAGUAAAUUGCAAAAAGAGGAAGACGUUCACCAGAUUGUAAAAAAAUAUAUUUUGAAUGUAUUACACAUUUAUGGAAUCAAGAGUGAAAAAUUAAAGCGACAAGAAAAAGAUCGGAUCCGACCAUUACUCAACUCAGCAUAUGAGGGACUUGCACAUUUGGAGGUAAAAAAUAUCAAACUGCGGCAAACAGCAGGUAAAAAGAUUCGAACAACUAUAGAAGAUUUAUUUAAAAUCGAGGAUGAAGUGAAAAGUAAUAAAAUAAACAAAAGUGAAUUUGAAAAUAAAUUGCAAAUGGUAAUAGCAUCCAUUCAGAAACUUGAUACUAAUUCAAGAGUCACAAUAGAAGAAAACGCAGAAAAAAAUAUCGCUUUUUUGAUUUUGCAAUUAUAUAUCUAUAGUACAUCGGCGGACGGGAACAUUGCUGGAAAAGAAGAAAAUAGUACGACAACAUGCACAAAACAAUGUAACUUAAAUGCCCAAACAAGUAGCCGAAACAGGACCAACAAGAAAACAAAAAUACAAAGGGCAGAUGUAAAUCAAAACUGUGGCAGUCAAACUUCAGUUUCGGAAUGGCAGUCUUUAAAACAGGGUACCGAAGAGAAUUUAAAUGAGAAAAGUAAACCUUCGCAAAACAGCAUAAUUGGGACAUCGACUACAAAUCUCUCAAUGCAGCAACAGACAGAAAAGUAUUGGGGAAACAUGAACGCAAAAAAAGAUUUUAUGGGAGAACACCACGCAAACAAACCUUUUCCGGGUUUUAGUCAAGAAUCUGGUUAUUAUGGAAAAAAAAGCAACACCAGUUCACUGGAAAACAAUACAAAAAAUAUACCAGAAGAAGAAGCAAAAAACAACACCCAAAAUGGUGUGUUGGAUGCUAAUAGAAUAAACGACUAUUUAGUCUCACUAGGGUACAUAGAAGUUGAGAUUUACGAUGUUAUUCAAUCACAGACUGACCACACCAUAAAGAUAGCAAAUCUAGAAUCUCUGAAAAAAAAAGUUCGUGGUUUCAGUAGCACUAAUGUUGAGGUUCGCGUUCAAAAAGAAGAGCUUUUUAAAAACAUUGACAGCAAAGUUCAUUUGAUAAGGCAGAGCAUUGAGAAACGUGAAGAAACAAAAUCUAAUAAUACAGAAGCUAAUACAAGCAACUUUUAUCAGAAAGAUACAGUGAAGAAAGAACCGAGGCGAUUUGACUAUAACAAUUCACAACAAGUGCCUACUUUGGGUGGUCCAGUAGAGCAAUUACAAACAACUUUUGCACACACAAAUGAUUUUGACCAAGCCAGAAAAAAGUAUAACAACGCAGAAAUUUGGUCACCACAAAACCUACAGGACCACGGAAACCGAAGAAAUUUGACGCAUAAGCUUUCAACUCAAGAAACUAAAAGUGAUUUUGGUCGCUUUGAGGAGCAACAAUCUACAGAUAAAUUAGCAAAAUUUAAUAUUGAAAACGAAAAAAUGAACAAUUCCGCAUGUACCAGUUUAGGAACGGUACCAAAACAAAAGCAAAUGAAUGAAAUAGCCAAUGCUGAUGGAGAAGUUGAAUCAAAAUCUAUGUUCACAGAAAUGUCAGAAAAUAAGAAGUUAUUUAAGGAUAAAUCUGACAUCUCACCGAUGUGCCAAACAGAAAUAAAUAAUGUUAAAAAGAGGGAAGCAGAGGAAACUUUUUCAAUACGCGAGGAUGUAGAAAAAAAACUACAAAAUUCUGAUAUCAAACGUUCAGCAGAACUAAUCCCGUCUCCAAUUCAGAACGAUGACUCACAUCCUGAAGAUAGAUUUGAAAAUUGUACACAUAUUCUUGACAAAGCACUAAACACUUUAAACAAUCUUGCAGAACUUGAACAAAAUUUGGAACCUGUUAAUAAACAAGACAUGUCUGAAUUGAAAAAAAAUAUGUACUGUUUAACGGGCAAUCGUCCAGAAGUGGCUUACAACACAGAACCACACCUAAGAAAUAAACAAAACGAUUUUGAAUUUAUAAAUGCAGAACAAAUGUAUACAGCCCCCACAUUUGAACAAGAAAUUGUUAUAAACAAUUUCAGUGAAAAUAAUACAAUUGAACAUGAACCGUGGCGACUAGAAUGUAAAAAUUCAAAACAAUCAUCUUCCUUCUUGCUUAGUCAAAAAGAACAGUUAGACCCAGCAUCUUAUGAUAACUCAGAAAUUCAUGUAAAUAAGAGCAAUAACGCAACAGUUCAGUCUCCACAAAUGUUGCAAAAACACGAAAACCAAAGGAAUAUAACGGGACCUCUUUUAAGAGAAAAACUAGAAGAUAAUUUUGAAGCGCAGCAAUCUACUAACAAAACAGAAAUAUUUAACGCUGAAGGUGAAAAAUUCAACUAUCCGUUAGAAAUGAAUUACGCACAAACACAAAUCAAGGAAGAAGCCAGGGAUGCUACAAAUUUUGAACUGCACUCUACUAUAACGACGAGCACAUUAGGGACGGAAAUAAUUAAGGAUGAAUCUGACCAUAUCUCACCAACUUUUUCAGAACAUAUCUCAAGCAGCAAAAUUUCUGAUGAACCGAUUCUGUCGGAAAUGUCAACUGAAAAUUCGCAAACUGAAGAAACAGUCGAAAAUUAUCAAAAUAAUGUCCACGAGGUGGCAGAAGACUUAAACAAAUUUAUAACUAAUUUAGACCAACCACUUUCUAUUUUGCAAAGCCAAAAGGAACAAUUGCGAUUACCACCUACUGCACAAGAAAACGAUUUCCAACAAUUAGGUGAAACCUAUAGAAAUUUUGAAGCUGACGAAACAAAGAUCAACAACGUGGCAAUUCAGUCACAAGACCACGGUAACAAAAAUUAUGUAAAGACCAAAUUUUCAACUGAGGAAACAAGAGAUGCUUGUCUCCCCUAUCAAACGCAGCAAUCUGCAGACGAAUUAAUACCAUCUAAAGGUGAAGAUGAAAUACCAGACAGUUGUGGUACUAACUACUCGGAAGUUCAACAAGAACAAAUCCAGGUUAACGCUGUUGUAAAUCUUGAACUACCUAAUAUUAUGGACACAGAAACGCCAGCUAAGAAGGUAUCUAGAAGUAAAUGUGACCACAGUUCACCAGCUUGUCCAAUAGAAGCAAAACGUAUUAAAACGUGUGAAACAUAUGAAAAUUUGUCAUUAAGUGAAGACGUGAUAAAUGAGCAACAAGACCUUGUUAUCAACCAUUCUAAGGAGCUAAUUAUGCAGAAACAAGACUUACAAAUUAUUAUCGACAAUGUAACAGAUGAGCUGAACAAAUGUGCAGCUAGAAUAGAAAAUUUACAACCUGUUAACGAAAAAAUUUUGUUAGAAUUGGAAGAAAAUAUAAGCGAUUUGAUUGACUGUCGUCUUGAAAGUAUCUCUGAGGAAUAUCCAGAAAUUAUUCAACAAAAACAAUUGAUUAACAACAAAGGACUGGAUCUAAAAUGUAAACUAAACAAAUUUAAAGAUGGGAGAAUAAUAUACAAUAAUCAAAUGUGUUUAUUAAAGGAGUGCGAAACUGAAAUUAUGCAAAUUGCGCACUUGCGGGAUAACUUUAUAGUAAAAAAAGGAAAACUGGACGAUGUUAGGAAAAACAUCUAUCGAAUCGAUAGCAAUUCUCCUGAAGUAAACAAUAAAAAAACAGUGAUUUUAAACAAAUUAGAAGGACUUAUUUUACUGGAAUCAACAGAUUAUCUAAGACAGUGCUCUGAAUCGAUUAACACUGAAAUGUUAAAUGCAGAACAAUUUCCAUUUCCAAAGAGAACUGACAACUUUCAGUCCAGGAGUAAAAAAAUUCAAGCGUUAAAAUAUAAUCUCGGCGAGCUUCCAAAAGAAUAUCAGCAUAUUCGAGCAAAUGUUGAACUUCUGGAGAAAGAUAUAGAUAAAGCUGUGGUUAUUUUAGAGGACACGGCUAGCUACAAUGAAAAUGUGUUUCUUAGACUGGAAUUUUUAGAGAAAACAAAACAGGCCAUUACUGAAAUUCAGAAUGCAGAAAAUAUUGAACUAACGGAUAAAUUAGAACAAUUAGACCCCCAUCUUCAAGAAAUGGAUUUUCGUGAUGAAGAUAAUCACCAAAAAAUACAAUUAAAGAAGAGAGAAAUUCGUCACUUAAUGGAUAGUUUUCAAACAACCGUUUUUGAAAAUCAUGAGAACUGCCUAGAAGUUAAAAAUAAAUUGAAAGAAUAUGAAACCGAAAUAUUGGAUUCGAAUUCUUUCACGUCUCACGAAGAAUAUCGAAGCAGAAUAAACGACAUUUCACAGAUGGGCCAGACAUUUAAGGAUCAUUUCAACAUAAAUCAUAAUCCAAUUGUACUUGCAUUUUCAAGAAGGUGUAACAUAAUAGUGGAGCUUUUAGGAAAAAAAUUCAUACAAGAUGAGAACAUUCGUACGUCUCACGAAUGUUUGAAAGAAAUUGGAAAUAGAAUUAUUGCUAACAAAAACGUGGCUGCUGCAAUGCAAAAACAGUAUUUGGAUGAUGACGCACUCAUACUUUGUUCAAUAAAGAAAUCUUUACAUAACCGUGAAAUCACAAAUAUUGUAAAAGAUUUGGAAAGUAAAAUCAAAGUAGAAAAGUUUAAACUUGAAUUAAUCGACAAGAGAAUUGCUUUAAAUAAUCUUAAGAAAGACGUUAUACAACUAUCUUUGCCUGUGGUUUGUACUAAAUUUAAGACACAUAUGGAUCAGUUGCUUUCUUGGAAACAAUAUGUCGAUGCAAUGCCUCAGGGAGACUCAGAAUUAGAUUCCCAAAAGCAAGAAUUUUUACAAGAACUUAGUAUUUGUUUGGGACAUUUGGAUGACUACGUGGCAAAAUUACUAACCAGCAAGAAGCAGUCUGAAAAAAUUUUAGAAUUGGAGAGUUAUUUUGAUUUCAAGUUGGAUUCUUCCAAGGUUUCAAGAAAUAGUUUGGAGUUUAUUCAAGAAAUCAAGGAAAGGGCGCGGUCUUUUGACGAAAGUGUUAAAUACUACCUAGGUUCAAAAUAUUCCAUUGAUUAUUACAUUAUUCACGAAAAUUUGCUGCGAUUGCUACAAGAACUUCACAAAGUGGUUUGCAACGACGAUGAUGAGCAAUUGCUCGACGAACUUAUAGAUACUAUGGAUUAUGUAAAGAGGUUAAUUCGGUUGCUGGAUUCUAAUGCCACCGAUAAGUGAACAACUUAAAUUAACGAGGAGGUUAGGUAUUAAAGAGAUUGCUAUAUUAAUUAUAAUUCUAUAAAUAUGUAUCGCCUAACUAAUUUUUCUUUGUUAAUAAACAUGUAGGUACA